This is a messenger RNA of Anopheles funestus (African malaria mosquito), 2258 nucleotides long. RefSeq lists its product as uncharacterized. Bases 633 to 1217 code for a protein of 194 amino acids. NCBI's taxonomy places the organism in Eukaryota, Metazoa, Arthropoda, Insecta, Diptera, Culicidae. The record is from RefSeq and is a predicted model, not a curated record. The transcript is spliced from 3 exons.
AGGACAUAUGGAGUCUAGCAACAAGGACCGCUUUGAAUCUAUAACAGUAGUGGAUCUUGGCCACAACCACGAAAUAACACCGGAUUGCGCAGGAAGCUGGAUUGCUGUGUCGUAUAGUUAUAGUUUCCGUGUCACUAGAAUAUUUUACAAAUGUAGAAACGAUGAACGUGCACGUGGCUACUUUAAUUUCCCUAAGCUCAUUAACUUAAGCAUUCCUCAGCUAUCAUGUAGAGUGAUAGCUUGAAAAUAAGUUUAAAUACUCCCGUUUUAAAAUGUAAUUUUAUUUUAAUCUCUUUUGAAAAAAAAAAUCGUUUAAAACUGAAAAUAUUUUAACUCGCUAUGUCGAAGCAACAAAGUGUUGACUGAAAUUGGAAAAAGAUGAAAUAAAAUUGUAAAAGGUGAAAUAAUAAAGCUGUAAAAAAGGUGAAUUAUCCAAUCUAUCUUGCUACUUUAUGUAUAUGAUAUGGAUAUAAUUUUGGAAAAUCAUAUAUGUAGAGCAUUGCGAUAUGCUUCGUUGCUUUCUGUUAAAAUUUAAUAUUUUGUCAAAUGAUUUUUCGUGGAACGUUUAAAUUGUAUAUUAGGUAGUGGUGUCGUGAGAGAAAAUUACACAUUGUUUAUUCCUUAUUUUAGAUAUGGAACCAGAACCAUACGCAGCAGGACUACGACCAGCAUCAGCAUCGGCAACAGCACCAGUACCAACAUCAGCACCAGGAGUCAGCAACACGGAGCUAGGACAGGAUUUUUUAAAUAUAGUUAACAUUAAUAACGGUAGUGGUGAUGGUAAUAAUUAUAAUACUAACAAUUCCGACCAGGAGGACAUUAAUUCGGAUGGGGACAGCUGUGUCGAUUUUGACGACGACAUGGUUGGUCGGGACGAUGCGUACGAUUUUAUCGAUGAAAUGGAUCUUAUAGACAAUCUGAGAUACCUUGUUGUUACGUGUCAGCUCCCCCGUUCGACGGCCAACUUGUUACUGGCGAUCCUACGGAAGAAGCUAAACUUAGAUCUUCCCAAAGAUGCGCGGACCCUAGUGAAGACACCCACUGGGAUUGGAAAGAUUGUUAAACCAAUUCCUGGUGGUGAUUAUUGGUAUGGAGGUCUUAAGUCGGUCCUGGCCCAACAUUUGCAGAACGUCAAUCCCGGAGUGACACCUUUUUCCUUGGAUGUGUCAAUCGCCCUCUUCUCAGAGCUGGGCCAACCCAACUUUGGCCGAUUCUAGUGAAAGUGGUAGAGUUGCCAAAGGUGCCGGUGAUGAUGGUGGCUACGUUUAGUGGCGCAUCAAAACCGGGAAGCAUCAUACCAUAUCUGGAGCCGUUCAUAGAUGAGCUGAAUCUGAUUUAGCGGGAAGGUUUGGUUAUCGGCGAUAAAACGGUGCAAUUUAGAGUCCGCGCUUUUAUCGCUGAUUCACCAGCUCGUGCUUUUUUAAAGGGUAAGUCGUUAGAAUAUAAAAAUUAUAAAAAUAUAGCCAUAAGAGGUUCAGAGGUCUAAUCAUGGAUUUUUUGUUUUAUUUUUUCAGCAACAACGAGCUAUACGGGUUAUCACGGUUGUUUGAAGUGUUCUGCUGUUGGCGAAUACUCUCCCAUAGGUAAAAAGAUGAUCUUUGAUACCGUGGAUGCUCCCCUACGUACGGACGCAGGGUUUCGUAAUAGAGUAUGCAGGGGACAUCAUAAGAAAUGGCGAACCCCGCUGGAAAAAUUAGAUAAUUUUGAUAUGAUCAAAGGAGUUGUUUCCUGCGAUCGACUACAUUUAGUUGAUUUGGGUGGGACCCGGGGUCAUUUGCGGGGAAUGAUUGAUGGGAAGUUUACGACGGUUUGUGAUAAGCGAACCCCCCGAUCGAAGGAAACUGUAUCGCAAUUUUUAUUACGUAUGUAGCUUCCUUCUGAGGUGCAACGGCGUAAGCGGCACCUCAAACAUAUCACCUUUUGGAAAGGAUCCGAAUAUCGGACCUUCCUCCAUUACGCAAGUGUUGUGGUCAUGAAGGACUAUAUGAAUUGUAAAACAUAUAGUCACUUCCAACUCUACUUUUGCGGUGUGACGAUUUUUUCUUCAUCGGCACAUCAGCACCUCUGGCCUCUAGCAGACGUAUUACGUAUUACUACGCAGACGUAGUUAUUUUAUUAUGCAUUCCAGCCAGAAGAUUCCUAGCGGAAAUUACAUCGACAUUAACAUCAACAUGAACGGAUUUCCUCUCCACAAAAGCGGAAAAAACGAACUUUGGCCGAUUUUGAUGCAGGUGCACAAUGAUAAAACGAUCCUAAAU